UAAGUGCGUGUGUGUGCCCGCAUACAUAUAUAUACAGUAAUCUGAAACACUGGUCAGCAGCAAAAGACUCGAGGAAUCGAUAUGAAGCUCUCAUCUGCUGUGAAAGUUCUGGGAUCUCUGUGUCUGCUGCUCGUAGAUGGAUUUCCAGUUUCUGAAGAUGAAUCUCCAGAGAUAAUUGGACCAGGGUUUGUCCAAAUAAAAACUCAUCCAGGUGCACCGCUGGUGCUUCACUGUGAUGCGUUUGUAAACUGUGAGGACGAUAUGACUCUAAUCUACUGGCUUGUCAAUGACACCUUCCCCGAAGACGCCCCCAGCAGCGACAGGAUAAGAGAAUCUAAUGAAUCCACUCUAGAGGAGGGUGCAAUCCUUCAGAGGAGUUUGCUGUUGAAGAACAUCACAUCCGAGGACCUCAAAUCCACCUUCACAUGCGUUGUGACAAAUGCUGUGGGAGUGGCCCAAAAACACAUUAAAUUAAUAUCAACACGUGAAUGACUGAAGAUAGUAAAUGACAACUGUGUAAAAGAUCUUGAUUUUCUGUCCUCUGCCUUGUGAUAUAAGUCAUGUCUGUCAAGAGUCAACAUUGCAUGUCAGCAUUUUCAUGUAAUACUUUUGUUUGGCAACUUGUGGAUGAACUCUGCUGAAGAGCUGGAUGGUUCAAAACCUAAACUCCAGUUACGCUCAAAGGUAAAGCAAGUAGCUGCUGAAUGCUCUCCUUUAUAUCAAUCUGACAAACAUACAGAGGCGCCAUCUGAUGUAGCAGUGUUGUGGUCCAGUUGUAACUACACUUACCCACCUUACAGUCAUUUAGACGACUGUACCACACAGUGAAUGUGUUGAAUGUUGUGUCAGCAAACUGUUUUCUAUGCCUGUGUACGGUUCCUGUACUUGCUGAAAAAAAAAAUAGUGAAAAUUAAAUUUAGAUACUUUUAAAUUAAUAACCAUGUUUUCCUUGAGAGUUACUGUUAUUCACACUUAGAUGUUAGAUGCUCACUAUUCCUAAUAAUAUCUGAGUAAGCAUUUCCACCAUCUGUGCAGCAGAGGUCAGCAAAGCAGCUUUGUUCCUCAACCUUGUUUUGUUGGGGACUAGAUUUAGUUUUGUAGACGCAGUUAACAUGCCAAUGUCUAAGUUGUGUUUAAUAUGUUUUAGAUUCAUGCUUGAAAGAGAUGAAAUUUCUAUUGAUAAAUAGCAGCUCAU
Molecule: messenger RNA, 1195 nt
Organism: Haplochromis burtoni (Burton's mouthbrooder)
Lineage: Eukaryota; Metazoa; Chordata; Actinopteri; Cichliformes; Cichlidae
Product: interleukin-1 receptor accessory protein
Exons: 5
Coding region: 82-492 (136 amino acids)
Source: RefSeq, a predicted model, not a curated record